This is a messenger RNA of Ctenopharyngodon idella (grass carp), 2131 nucleotides long. It is a transcript of the gene dnajc5b, whose product is annotated as DnaJ (Hsp40) homolog, subfamily C, member 5 beta. The record is from RefSeq and is a predicted model, not a curated record. NCBI's taxonomy places the organism in Eukaryota, Metazoa, Chordata, Actinopteri, Cypriniformes, Xenocyprididae. The transcript is spliced from 6 exons. Bases 934 to 1515 code for a protein of 193 amino acids.
UUGUAUAUGACUUUCUUCUUUCAGACGAAUACAAUCGGAGGUAUAUUUAAAAAUAUCCUAGCUCUUCCAAGUUUUAUAAUGCCAGUGAAUGGGGGGCCCGAUUUUGAAGCCAAAAAAAGUGCAUCCAUCCAUCGUAAAAGUUCUCCACACGGCUCCAGGGGGUUAAUAAAGGCCUUCUGAAGUGAAACGAUUGUUUUUUAUAAGAAAAAUAUCCAUAUUUAAAACUUUACAACCUAAAAUAACUAGCUUCCAGCAGACAACCAAACACAUACUGCGCAAGUUGACUUGCGCCACAAGAGUAACCUGUGACACGAUGUAUGACAUAGGAUGUAGGAGUAACGUAAGCUUAGACACCUCUCGCGAUUUAAACAAAUAGGGCUGUGCAACAAACUCAAGCUCCUCUUCUCUUAUAUCGAAAUCCUCUGACAUUUCUCUUUAAAAUUUCUCGUUUUAGACUUCCAUUUCAUGACCGGCGUUUUGUUUUGCUCUAUCCUCUGAGCUUCCGCAUUCAUCAUUAUGUCAUGCGUCAGGUCAGAGGUUACUGUUCUGCCGCAAAUCGAUGUGUACAGUCAUCUGCCAGAAGCUAGUUAUUAUAGUUAAUAUUUUAAAUAUGGAUUUUUUUUUUUACAAAAACCAAUCGCUUCGCUUCAAAAGGCCUUUAUUAACAGCCCCCGGAGCCGUGUGGAGUACUUUUAAGAUGGAUGGAUGCACUUUUUUUGGCUUCAAAAAUCGGGCCUCUUAUUGACUACCAUUAUAAAGCUAGGAAGAGACAGGAUAUUCUUAAAUAUAUCUCCGAUUGUGUUCAUCUGAAAGAAGAUAUACACCUAGUAAUCUACUCACCUUCAGAGAAGGAACCUGACUCCAUUAGCCUGUCUACCUGCUCUGGAGAAGGACUUAGGUUUGGAGUCUGUUAACAGGUAAUGGUUUAAGAUCAUGGCUGAACAAAGGCAACGGGCCCUGUCCACAUCAGGAGAGGCUCUGUACCAGAUUCUUGGCCUUGACAAGAACUGCACCCAUGAUGACAUCAAGAGAUCCUACAGGAAGCUCGCUUUGAAAUAUCAUCCUGACAAGAACCCCGAGAACCCUGAUGCCACUGACAAAUUUAAAGAGCUCAACAAUGCCCAUGCGGUGCUGUCUGACGUCACUAAGAGGAACAUUUAUGACAAGUACGGCUCCCUGGGUCUCUAUGUGUCGCAGCAGUUUGGGGAGGAGAAUGUGAACACGUACUUCAUGCUCUCCAGCUGGUGGGCUAAGGGUCUGUUUGCCAUCUGCGGCUUGCUGACAGGUUGCUAUUUCUGUUGUUGUCUGUGCUGCUGUUUCAACUGCUGUUGUGGAAAGUGCAAACCGCACACACCUGGAGAAGAGGACCCUGAGUGCUAUGUGUCUCCUGAAGACCUGGAGGAGCAGAUCCGUACGGACAACGAGAGAGAUGGCGACACUCCAAUUGUGCUGCAGCCAACCAAUGCUAGUGAGAAGACCCAGCUGAUCGGUGAUGGACACAGAACAUACACCUAAAUGCAAAUGAGUCAUGAUAGAUACUAAUUUUAAAAAUCUUUUUGAAUAUAUUGAUGUCUUUUACAAUAUACUGCUUAUUUUAGGACUGAGAAAGCAAAAAAUACUCAACUUCUUAAGCUUUGUUUAGUCAUGCUGUCUGUAAAUAACAGAUAUUAUAUUAUUCUUAUGCUUACAUGUGCAAUUAAAACAGAGAAUGUGAUAAAAAAUGAUGAAUGAUUCUCCUUUAAAUAAUAAACGUAUAUAUUACAGGUUUUCAAAAUAAGAAUUCAGAUAUUUCUGUACAUUUAACAGCAGUUUCAGUAUUUUGUUUGCUCUGUCAUAUGUACUUGAAUAUAGAUGGGGUCUUUCUUGUUUUUAGAAAAUCUUCAUGCAAUAUAAUGUGCACAGAGUCCUUUGGCCUGUUUUCAGACCUACACGGUUACUUCCUGGUUUUCAUUAAGCCAGCUUGGUCAUUUCCGGUAAACUGUUAGCUGUCAUAGAUUCUUCAACACAAAACCAUCAAUGGUUGACUUUUUAAUGUUGUGUUUAUAUUUUAAUGCUGUUAUCACACUUGCCUAAUUUUCCAAUAAACCAGUUUAACUGAUUGCAAUAAAGACGAAGCUAUUGGGAACGUUUG